GCGGCUGCGACUUGGCGGGCGGCGGCAUGUUCAGCUGGAUGGGGCGGCAGGCGGGCGGGCGCGAGCGCUCGGGCGGCAUGGACGCGGUGCAGACGGUGACCGGGGGCCUGCGCUCUCUCUACCAGCGCAAGGUGCUGCCGCUGGAGGAGGCGUACCGCUUCCACGAGUUCCACUCGCCAGCGCUGGAGGACGCAGACUUCGACAACAAGCCCAUGAUCCUGCUGGUGGGCCAGUACAGCACGGGCAAGACCACCUUCAUCAGAUACUUACUGGAGCAAGACUUCCCAGGCAUGAGAAUUGGUCCCGAGCCAACCACAGAUUCCUUCAUUGCUGUGAUGUACGGGGAGACAGAGGGAAGCACCCCCGGGAAUGCUUUAGUUGUGGAUCCCAAAAAACCAUUCCGAAAGCUCAGUCGCUUUGGAAAUGCUUUCCUGAACAGGUUCAUGUGCUCGCAGCUGCCCAAUCAGGUUCUGAAGAGUAUCAGCAUCAUCGACAGCCCCGGCAUCUUGUCUGGAGAGAAGCAGCGCAUCAGCCGAGGAUAUGACUUCUGCCAGGUCCUACAGUGGUUUGCUGAGCGGGUUGACCGGAUCAUCCUGCUCUUUGAUGCUCACAAAUUGGACAUCUCAGAUGAGUUCUCAGAGGCGAUCAAGGCCUUCCGCGGCCAGGAUGACAAAAUCCGAGUGGUACUGAACAAGGCCGACCAAGUGGACACACAGCAGCUGAUGCGAGUCUAUGGGGCCCUCAUGUGGUCUCUGGGCAAGGUCAUCAACACACCUGAGGUACUUCGAGUCUACAUUGGCUCCUUUUGGGCACAGCCUCUGCAGAACACCGACAACCGCCGGCUCUUCGAGGCUGAGGCACAGGACCUUUUCAGAGACAUCCAGAGCCUGCCCCAGAAGGCUGCUGUGCGUAAACUCAACGACCUCAUCAAGCGAGCCAGGCUGGCCAAAGUACAUGCCUACAUCAUCAGCUACCUGAAGAAGGAAAUGCCAAAUGUAUUUGGAAAAGAAAACAAGAAGCGAGAACUCAUCUCCAGGCUUCCAGAAAUCUACGUUUACCUGCAGCGAGAGUACCAGAUUUCUGCGGGGGACUUCCCUGAGGUCAAGGCCAUGCAGGAACAGCUUGAGAAAUAUGACUUCACCAAGUUCCACUCACUGAAGCCCAAGCUGAUCGAGGCUGUGGACAACAUGCUGACCAACAAGAUCUCAUCCCUGAUGAGCCUCAUCAGCCAGGAGGAGAUGAACAUGCCCACGCAGAUGGUGCAGGGAGGUGCCUUUGAUGGCACCACAGAGGGGCCCUUCAACCAGGGCUAUGGGGAGGGGGCCAAGGAGGGUGCUGAUGAGGAAGAGUGGGUUGUGGCUAAAGACAAGCCUGUCUAUGAUGAACUCUUUUAUACCCUGUCACCCAUCAAUGGCAAGAUAUCUGGCGUCAACGCCAAGAAGGAGAUGGUGACCUCCAAACUGCCCAACAGCGUCCUAGGCAAGAUCUGGAAACUCGCUGACUGUGACUGCGACGGCAUGCUGGAUGAGGAGGAGUUUGCGCUGGCCAAGCACCUCAUCAAGAUCAAGCUGGACGGCUACGAGCUCCCUAACACCCUGCCGCCACACCUCGUGCCCCCCUCUCACAGGAAGUCCCUGCCAAAGGCUGACUGAGGGUGCAUAGCCGGGGCGGGGGCGGGGGGGCGGCGCCUGGGCCUGAAGUCUGCUCUGCCACCGACUUGCUGGAUGUCCUUGGCCAAGGCUCUGCCCUCUCCAUGUCUCAGUUUCCUCAUAGGUAGGUAGGUCAGGGAGGGCAGAUCCUGGAUGCUGGAUGAGGUCCUUUUACCUCUGAAAUCUCUAAAUUUCUAUCAAAAUAUUGAGAAGAGCAGUAUCUAGAUAUGGAGAUUAAAGUCUCAGAAGAAAAAGAAAUUAUCCAAUGAAGAAUGUAGGUGUGGACAUAGGCUGGUGGACACAGGCUGGUGAGCUUGUGGAGUGAGCUGGAGACUCACUGGAGUCUUCAGGGCCUGUGCUGGACAGUUCAUCACCGUGACCCUCUGUCCUUCAGAGGGCACCAAGAGGUAUCAGAAUUACCUAAUUUAUUUUUCUUACUGCGUUUCCUGUUACAGGGGAGGGAACAGAGCAGAGGGUUUCUGCUCUCUAUAGACUGACACCAAAGAGAAGACUACCAGGUUUAAAAAAGGAUAUAUCAUGUCUGUGUGGGCCCAUCCCUUCUGCAGUCCCCAGACAGCAGGCAGCCAGGUCAGGAGAACCUGCUGCCUGACCCUGCCACAUUUUCCUCCCAGCAAAGCUGGAUUUAGUUAGGAAUUUGGAAUUCAUGACCUCUGUCAGCCCCUGGCCAGACCUCUUCCAAGAUCAUGUUGAAGUCUGAGGACUGCCUUCUCUUCCCAGUUCACCCAGUAGGUUGCAGCAGUCAGUUUUUCAGACUUGAGAAGAGACAGUUCCCAUCUGUCACUAAGUGUGCCCUUCAAUCAUUGAAUGUCCUCAAGGCUUUUUGGUAGGUGGCAGAAUUUAAAUUCAACAAAGCCAUGGCUUGAUUUGUGUGGAGUCCCAGAGCCUUUGGACCCAGGUAAAGACAGACCAGCCCCAUCCUGAGCUAUCAAUUAAAGAGAUCAGUAUCUUGAUGAUUGAUACUGUUGUUUGAUUUUUAAAGGAAAAAAUAUGCAUUUCAUUAUGUCUAAUUGUGUUUUUCUCACAAGAUGAAGCCUCUCUGCAGAAAUCUUUUGUGUAACACUUUUUCUUCCAAGCUAGUGUGCUUCACAUCAGGAGUGCCUAUCUGGGCCCGGAUUGAGCUGCAUGCAUACCUCCCCUGACUCUUCAGGGGUUUCCCAAGCCUGUAACUCUCUUUGACCCACUUAGUCAGGUUCAGGGUCUGCCUCCCAUCACAGCACAGCAGUGACCGCAUGGCCCAGCCAUGACAGUACCUGAAAUGAAUGAAUCUGAAUAGUGCCCCUGAAUCUUCAGAAAAAGAUACUCUCAUGCUUAAUUGCCUGCCUCUGGCAACUUCAGGGUCAGAACUGAUGAUUUAAGGGAAAAUGCUAAAAGCUCACACCUAUUAUUCCAGCACUUGGGAGGCAGAUGCAGGAGGAUUACCGUGAGUUUGAAGCCAGCCUGAACUACAUUAUUAGUGUGAUGGCACUCUGCUUCAAAACCAGAAAUAACAUUUUUGUCACCAUUCACACUCCCUAUCUUACUUUCUAAAUAAUAGUUGUAAAGGAAACAUGGUGUGCUUUUUACCCCGAGUGAGCAACAUUUUGGUUAUUUGGACACACAGAGGGAAAUGUUUGGUCCUUGGGGCUGUAACUACAUAGGCAUUCCUGUGGUGUGAGGACCCUCGUGUCCAAGGGGGGGUGGUGCCUGGGAGGGCUGCCCUUCCUCCCAUUUGUCUUGCUGCUUUCUCACUGCACCGUUGUCAUAUUAUCUACAUAAAUAUAAGCACAAACGUAUGUCUCAUGA
Molecule: messenger RNA, 3452 nt
Organism: Psammomys obesus (fat sand rat)
Lineage: Eukaryota; Metazoa; Chordata; Mammalia; Rodentia; Muridae
Gene: Ehd4
Product: EH domain containing 4
Exons: 6
Coding region: 27-1652 (541 amino acids)
Biological process (GO): endocytosis; endosomal transport
Cellular component (GO): plasma membrane; cytoplasm
Molecular function (GO): protein binding; GTP binding; calcium ion binding
Source: RefSeq, a predicted model, not a curated record